This is a messenger RNA of Penicillium vulpinum, 1092 nucleotides long. RefSeq names its product alcohol dehydrogenase. Lineage: Eukaryota; Fungi; Ascomycota; Eurotiomycetes; Eurotiales; Aspergillaceae. Gene Ontology annotation, molecular function: zinc ion binding; oxidoreductase activity. The record is from RefSeq and is a predicted model, not a curated record. The transcript is spliced from 2 exons. The coding region runs from base 1 to 1092 and encodes 363 amino acids.
AUGAGCUCUGGUUCGGAACAAAAAGCACCACCAGAACAGGUAGCUGCAGUGCUGCAAAAUCAAGAUUCCAAAAUUUCUUUCGAAAUACAGAAACUCCCGAUCCCAACAAUCGAGCCCCAAGAGGUUCUCGUUGAAUUGGAAGUUACUGGUAUCCGCGGGACCGAUCUCUCACUUGCCCGCGGGCAUCUUGGCCCAUGUCAAACUAUCCUAGGCCAUGAGGGCGUAGGCCGGAUUGUCGCCGUAGGCUCCUUGUGCACAAGCGAGGCAGCUACGGUAGGCCGUCUAGUUGGCAUUGGAUGGAUUCGUGAUGCGUGUGGAGACUGCCACGUAUGUGGCGAUAUGAAAGAUGAGACACGAUGUCUAAAGCAGGUUUUCAGUGAGCGUGAUGUGCCGGGUACGAUGGCUAGAUAUACCGUCGUUCCGGAGAGGUAUAUCACGCUUCUGCCGGAUGGAGUCCCUAGCAAGUUGCUAGCGCCGAUGAUGUGUGCCGGUGUAACAGCUUAUAAAGCACUAAAGGUAGCAAACCUCGCGAUAGGUUCGUGGGUAGGUAUUUCUGGCGCUGCAGGUGGAGUGGGAUUGUUAGCAUUAUCGUAUGCAAAGCAGAUGGGCUAUCGACCUAUCGCAAUUGAUGGAGGAGAGCGGCGAAGAUCUCUUUGCAUGGAUGCAGGAGCAGAUGUCUAUUUGAAUUUUGAAAAAGAGGACAACCUAAGGAGCGCCAUGCUCCUAAAAACGGAGGGCAAACUUUGUUCUGCUAUCGUGGUGUGCGCUGGAGCUGCAGCGGCCUACGAAGAGGCCUUGAAUUGUGUCGAUUACCACGGAACUCUUGUCGCAGUAGGCAUCCCCCCACUCUCUUCAAAGAUAUCACUUCAUCCCCUUCAUUUGAUCGAUUAUGGAAUUCGGAUCGUUGGGAGCAUCACAGGCAACCGUGCGGAUAUUGCAGAAGCUGCAGAAUUUGUUCGCAAGGAUUUGGUGAAACCAAGAGUCAUGGAAAUUGGGAUUCACGAAUUAGAGAAGUAUGUUGGACGUGUGAACGAAUUGGACGCAAAGAUUGUGGUACGGUUGGGUGAAGGGUUGAGCAAAGAAAUGUUAUGA